This is a messenger RNA of Protopolystoma xenopodis, 471 nucleotides long. NCBI's taxonomy places the organism in Eukaryota, Metazoa, Platyhelminthes, Monogenea, Polystomatidea, Polystomatidae. The record is from the annotation of a GenBank genome assembly.
AUGGGGUCUGGGAAUAGCUUAACGCUCUCCCGUGCCGGCGAAUUGUCGAGCAAACAAGGUAAGGCUGCAGUUCCAACAGAUUCUACAAAGAAGACAGGCCUUCAAGAUGGAUCAGCCGUUGCAGAUGGCUCCUCUGGAGCUAAAUCUUCAGGUGAAACAGCCACUGUCUCUUCUGACAACCAGAUGCCUACGCAAACAGUUGGCCAGCCUCUGGUCGAGAUUUCUUCAACUGGCAUAAAUAGCACCAGCAGCGGAGCUGCAAGUGGUAGCGGAGGAGCUGAAGGACAAGUCAGCCAGCCGGAUGACAAUGAAGCGAGGCCGGAUCCCGAGGGUCAAGUGGCUGCUCAGCCCGAUCUCGCUGAUCAGAGUGAUCUUAAUGCAACUUCACCAAGAUCUGUGGAGAUUAUAGGAAUUUCUGAAGGUAACACCGUAGAGCAAGGCGAGUCAGAGUCGUCGCCAGCGGAUAACUAG